Molecule: messenger RNA, 1821 nt
Organism: Microthlaspi erraticum
Lineage: Eukaryota; Viridiplantae; Streptophyta; Magnoliopsida; Brassicales; Brassicaceae
Source: the annotation of a GenBank genome assembly
AUGACGGAGGCGAUGAUUAGGAAGAAGCCAGGAAUGGCGAGUGUGAAGGAUAUGCCAUUGCUUCAGGAUGGUCCACCACCGGGUGGGUUCGCGCCGGUCCGGUAUGCUCGUCGGAUCUCCAAUACGGGUCCAAGCGCCAUGGCCAUUUUGCUUACCGUCUCAGGGGCCUUUGUUUGGGGCAUGUAUCAAGUCGGCCAGGGCAACAAAAUCCGCAGGGCGUUGAAAGAAGAGAAAUAUGCUGCUCGUAGAGCAAUACUUCCCAUUCUUCAAGCAGAAGAAGAUGAAAGGUUUGUCUCUGAGUGGAAAAAGUAUUUGAAUUACGAGGCUGACGUGAUGAAGGAUGUUCCGGGAUGGAAAGUUGGUGAGAAUGUGUACAAUUCUGGUCGUUGGAUGCCACCGGCGACUGGAGAACUCCGUCCUGAUGUCUGAAGUGGGCAAGCAAACAUGAUUACUGUCACCUCCAAGCUCGCUCUCCUUCCUCCAUUCUUCUCUGUCGUUAACUCUUCUUCUUCUUCGCGUUCAAAAGAGCCAAAAAAGAAAGCGAAACUGAGAGAAGACUGGAGGGAAAAGUCCAAACCUAUACCACCCGGAGGCACUUAUCCAGCCAAAGAUCAUUGCAGCCAAUGCGGGUUAUGUGACACCUACUACAUUGCCCAUGUGAAGGAUGCAUGUGCAUUUCUUGGAGAUGGAAUGUCAAGGAUUGAGAAGUUGGAACCUGCUGUGCAUGGUAGAGGAAGGAAAGCAGAUUCCUUAGAAGAUACAUAUUUUGGGGUGCAUCAGGAGCAGCUCUAUGCUCGUAAGCUGAAGCCUGUUGAAGGAGCACAGUGGACUGGAAUUGUCACAACCAUAGCCAUUGAGAUGCUGAAAUCUAACAUGGUUGAGGCUGUUGUUUGUGUACAAAGUGAUCCUGAAGACCGAUUGUCUCCAAGACCAGUAUUAGCCAGGACACCUGAAGAAGUUUUGGCGGCAAGAGGUGUCAAACCAACUCUGUCUCCUAAUCUGAAUACUCUUGAACUGAUCGAGACUUCUGGAGUGAAACGUCUUCUUUUUUGCGGUGUGGGUUGCCAAGUGCAAGCGUUGAGAUCAGUGGAGCAGCAUCUGAAUCUUGAAAAGCUCUAUGUCCUAGGCACUAAUUGUGUGGACAAUGGAAAAAGGGAAGGACUUGACAAGUUUCUAAAAGCAGCUAGUAAGGAGCCAGAGACUGUUCUCCAUUAUGAGUUUAUGCAAGAUUACAAGGUCCAACUUAAACACUUGGACGGACACAUUGAAGAGGUUCCCUAUUUCUCUCUACCAGCAAACGAUUUAGUUGAUGUCAUAGCUCCAUCUUGUUAUAGCUGCUUUGAUUACACAAAUGCAUUAGCAGAUUUGGUUAUCGGUUAUAUGGGUGUUCCCAAGUAUCCAGGUGUGAACAUGACUGACCAUCCGCAGUAUAUUACAGUGAGGAAUGAGCGAGGGAAAGAAAUGCUAAGCUUAGUAGAAAACCUUUUGGAGAUCUCUCCGACAAUCAGCAGCGGUGAUCGACGACCUUUUGUGACAGAGACCGUUAAGGCAGACGAUGCUGCUAAGUUUGGUCGAGGUCCUUCUCAGCCGGCGCCAAUUUUUGUUGGAAACAUUAUCGCAUUCAUCCUAAGUUUGGUUGGUCCAAAGGGUCUAGAAUUUGCACGGUACUCGUUGGAUUAUCAUACCAUCAGAAAUUAUCUGCAUGUCAACCGCAAAUGGGGAAAACAAAGAGCUGACACUCACAUGCCUUCAUAUUCCAAAAAGAUAGUAGAAAUGUACAACAAAAACGGCCAAAUAGAUCAAAUGCUCUCCGAGAAAUGA